Molecule: messenger RNA, 942 nt
Organism: Exophiala oligosperma
Lineage: Eukaryota; Fungi; Ascomycota; Eurotiomycetes; Chaetothyriales; Herpotrichiellaceae
Exons: 3
Coding region: 1-942 (313 amino acids)
Source: RefSeq, a predicted model, not a curated record
AUGGAAAGUGCCCACAUCACUCGGUCGAGCUCAACAUCUGGUGGAGCCGAACCUCGCUAUCGCGUACUUGUCGGACCGUGUUUAGGAGAUAAUGACGGUCUCUUCAAUCUCCAAACCCAACGCCUUGGACAGCUUCUGCGAGAAUUGGCCUUGGGCUCAGAUUUCACCUCAUCGUACGAUAACGAACGAGAUUUCAUCCUUCUAGUCAGGGAAGUCGGCGAACAAUACCAGAAGGCAAUAGAUUUCUGUUGUAAGAGACCUCCUCCGGGCUCUGCCCUCAGCCUCAGGACACGCAAGGAGUAUGACAACUAUUACACCGGAAUACUAGCAGACUUCUUUGAACAUGUCGUGUUGCCCCUCGCUCGACUGCACCAGUCCAAUGUAUCAUCGGUGCCUUGGAAUCCUGAACAAGAUGACGCAUUGACUUUCCUUCCUACAACAUUCACGGAUCGUCCCCCUCGGCCAUUGGGAGGUCAGGUUCCUGAGCUAUCCUCGUCUGAUCCAGUACCCAAUACUUUCUUGGGCUCUCUGACGACAACACUCAGAGCAAUGAGCACCAAGAGAGCCUCGAGACUCGGUGGCAUGGGAAAAUCCGACGUCAUCGUCUACUAUGUGUCGACGAAGAAGUUCGCGAAACUGCCGCGAGCGGAUGUCCCAGAUCACGCCCAUGAACUCAUGUUGUCCGGGAAAAGCAUGAAAUAUCGUGUCAAUGUACGCCCAGUCGAUGCUGCCGAGGCCCAGCCCUUGGUAACGGUUGACUUUGGACGGUUCGGUUUGCGGACGAUGCUCAAGCGACGUUCUGGAAAAAUCGAUCGCCUAUUUAUAGUGGAUGACUUAUUCCAGGACAAGGCAAUCUGGGAUAUUGCGGAAGAACUGGAGGCUGGGCUUCUUAAACACGAUGCUGAAACCGAGUCCGAGCAGUUUGAGAAUGGGAACCACUGA